CGCCGCAGCCGCUAGCCCGGCAUGGCCAUGGCGUCCCCGGCCAUCGGGCAGCGCCCGUACCGGCUACUCUUGGACCCAGAACCGCCGCGCUACCUACAGAGCCUGAGCGGCCCCAAGCCGCCGCCGCCGCCGCCCCCGGGCCGGUCCUCGCGCCGCUGCGCCCCCGCGCCCCUCUCCACUGCGCCCGGGGCGCACGAGGGACGCGGUGCCAGAAGGGCUGCCCGGGGGGACUUGGAGCCACAGCCUCGGGCUUCCCGACCCGCUCGCGCGCUCCGGCCUGGUCUGCAGCAGAGACUGCGGCGGCGGCCUGGAGCGCCCCGGCCCCGAGACGUGCGGAGCAUCUUCGAGCAGCCGCAGGAUCCCCGCGUCCCGGCGGAGCGAGGCGAGGGGCACUGCUUCGCCGAACUGGAGCUGCGGAGCGGCUGGGGCUGGUGUGACCUGUGCGGACGAGAGGUGCUGCGUCAGGCGCUGCGCUGCGCUAACUGUAAAUUCACCUGCCACCCGGCGUGCCGCAGCCUGAUCCAGCUGGACUGCAGUCAGCAGGGAGGCCCCUCCCGGGACAGACCCUCUCCAGAAAGCACCCUCACUUCGACCUUCAGCCAGAAUGACUGUAAACCCGCAGAGGAGCCGCGGAGCCCGCCCACGCUGCAGGAGAUCAAGCAGAAGAUCGACAGCUACAACACCCGGGAAAAGAACUGCCUGGGCAUGAAGCUGAGUGAAGACGGCACCUACACGGGUUUCAUCAAAGUGCAUUUGAAACUUCGGCGGCCGGUGACGGUGCCUGCUGGGAUCCGGCCGCCAUCCAUCUAUGACGCCAUCAAGGAAGUGGACCUGGCAGCCACCACGGACAAGCGGACAUCCUUCUACCUGCCGCUGGAUGCCAUCAAGCAGCUGCACAUCAGCAGCACCACCACGGUCAGUGAGGUCAUCCAGGGGCUGCUCAAGAAGUUCAUGGUCGUGGACAAUCCCCAGAAGUUUGCACUUUUUAAGCGGAUACACAAGGACGGGCAAGUGUUCUUCCAGAAACUCUCCGUUGCUGACUGCCCCCUCUACCUGCGCUUACUCGCUGGGCCUGACACGGAUGUGCUCAGCUUCGUGCUAAAGGAGAAUGAAACUGGAGAGGUGGAGUGGGAUGCCUUCUCCAUCCCCGAGCUCCAGAACUUCCUAACAAUCCUGGAAAAAGAGGAGCAGGACAAAAUCCAACAAGUGCAGAAGAAGUAUGACAAGUUUAGGCAGAAACUGGAGGAGGCCCUAAGAGAAUCCCAGGGCAAACCUGCCUAGCCGGUCCUGCUUCCUCUUCUCCCGAUGCCCACGGAUUUAUUUUUAUUAUUAAUUAUUAUUUUGCCACAGACACUUUUUCUCAGGACACCUCUGUUGGGUGCAUCUGUGCCCGCCCAGCAGUUCCAGACGUGGCACAAAAUCUCUGAUGGACACGUGUGUGCGCGGAGUUGGGGCCUGCCCGCCGUCACGCUGUGCCCUCUGCACGCUGCCCAGGAGCAGCGCUCGCUCGUGUGAAAGAUCCGCCACGUCCUCUCACCAUCGGCAAGCCUUUCACAAACCAAAUAGUUGCCUCUCUCC
Messenger RNA from Eubalaena glacialis (North Atlantic right whale), 1578 nucleotides. It is a transcript of the gene RASSF5, whose product is annotated as Ras association domain family member 5. The coding region runs from base 22 to 1281 and encodes 419 amino acids. Gene Ontology annotation, cellular component: nucleus. Gene Ontology annotation, biological process: signal transduction. Lineage: Eukaryota; Metazoa; Chordata; Mammalia; Artiodactyla; Balaenidae. The record is from RefSeq and is a predicted model, not a curated record. The transcript is spliced from 6 exons.